Mercenaria mercenaria is the source of this 9146-nucleotide messenger RNA. RefSeq lists its product as uncharacterized. The coding region runs from base 140 to 2611 and encodes 823 amino acids. Gene Ontology annotation, molecular function: protein kinase A regulatory subunit binding. The record is from RefSeq and is a predicted model, not a curated record. Gene Ontology annotation, cellular component: cytosol. Lineage: Eukaryota; Metazoa; Mollusca; Bivalvia; Venerida; Veneridae. The transcript is spliced from 7 exons.
CAUAAUCUUCAUCUUCAUUUUCCAAUAACAAUGUACAGAAUCUGCUCUGGAACAUGUAGCCCUACACGUAUACGUAGUGUCAAUUAGAUGACAGCGAUCAAAUGCAAUGUCGCUGAAAUUUUGACUACACCAAAAGAUUAUGAUUAAGAGCUUGUCAGUCUUGAGAAUUCAUUGCACAGAAUUUCGUUCUUUCUACCAAGCUGCAGUAUGCUGUAGAAUGAUCACAAUGUCUAGCUCUCCAGGAAAGCCACCUCCCAUUGGCGCUUUUGUAAUAAAUCCGUUACCUGUUAGCAAGGGAAAUCAGACAGAUGUAUGUUUGACCAGAGAAAAGGAAGAUGUAGGUUCUGUGAGUGGUAACAGUAUUGUCAGUGAAAAGAAAGAAAUUGGAAAUGUGGAUAAAUUUGUUAAUGAUGUGGAUAAAUUUGUUGAUGGUGUUGAUAAAUUUGUUAAUGAUGUGGACAAAUUAUUAAAGAUUAGUAAAGAUGAUAGGUCAAGAGGGAGUACCAGAGGCACAAAUGGGGAUAAAAGUAUGCCAAGAAGUGCCCAUGAUGAGUUACAGGAUAGUAGUAUGGAAUCUUCAGUGCCUUCAAGUUUACAUAAUGCUGACAGUUUGAGCAUUGGAAAGUCUCAUUUAUCUGGUAAACAUAUUUCCAGUGAGGGAUCUGCAGGAACUUCAGAUAAUAACAGCAAAUUAAUGAUGAAGUUAACAAUAUCAGGUCCUCCAAAAUUUAAGUUUGAUCAGAAGAAAACUGUAUUGCCUCCGUCUUUACUCCAGGGAGUGACAGAACUUGUCAGAAAAGAGCAGGUCAAUCAGGAUAAUGGUGCUAGUGUCUCUGUUACAAGCAGUGAAGAAAAAUCAAUAUGUGAUGAGAGUCAUUCAAGUGUUGGGGCUAGACCUGGUGUGCUUGGUUUCGAAAACAAGACUCAAUGUUAUUCAGAGGAAAGCAAUAAAGAAGAUGAAAAGGCAAAAGAACAAAGUGUAGAUGAUAAGGAAAGUCCAUUUGAAAAACAGGAUUGUAUAAAAGUGCCAUGCAGUGACUCAAGUGACACAGUAAGCUCUGGAUAUGUACUUUCAAUAAAGAGUGCUACAGGUUUACAAAGGAGUAAAUCAGCAAACUUGCAUCAGGGAGAAAUAGAUAUUUGUGGCAGCUCAAAACUUUUGGCAGAAGAAGAUAAAACAAAUGUCUCAACACCAAUAGAAGCCAGUGAAUUAGCCCACCAUGCUUGUCCAGUAGAAGCAUGUGAGUCAAAUGUUAUAACAGAUUUAGUUGAAACAAAGGAGUCAAAUGGCAUAAAAGAUCUAGUUGAAACAAUUAAGCCAGAUUACAAAAAAGAAACAGUUGAAACAAAUGAGUCAGUAUGUUCAGCACUUCCAAUUGAAACAAAUGAAUCUAACAAUUCAACACACCUUGAUGGAAGAAGUCAUCCAAGAGACAAAGCUCAAAACAGUGAUAUCAGCCUAAACAGUGCAGUUUCUGAGAAUAUUGAUAAAAUGUCAUCAUCUAAUUUGCUAAAUGAAUUAGAAAUAGAACAUGAAGUAAAUCCAUUUUCUGAAAUGGAUUUUGAUGACCUGCUUGAUGGUGACUUUAAAAGUCCCGAUGUCAGUGUUGGUUUUCAUGAAAACAAAGAAACAGAUUUUGGAAAUUCUGAUGCAGAGUUUAAAAUAUGUUCUGAAGAGUUACUUCAUAUUGAUGCCAGUGUCCUGGGAAAGAAACCAGCAAAAGCAGGGGACAUUGUAUAUAACUUGUCAGAUCUAUUCUCAGGAGAGUUAGAGCAAAGAAGGAAGAAGGAGUUACGGAAACAAAAGAGACAAGCAAAGAAAUUGGAGAGAUUUUUAAAGAAGAAAAAGAAGUCUGUUGGUGCUGACACUACAGACAAGACAGAUACUGGGGACAAGGAAGAGAAACCCAGAAAACCAGUGCCUAAUUACUUUGUUGCCAUUCAGAUAACAGAUCAGAAGAUAAAAUCAGGUCUUAAAGCAGUACAAGACAAGGUUGUAUCAGAGAAUAAGAAGUUACAGCCAGCACUGAACAAACUGGCCACUUUACAUCUCACUAUGAUGGUGCUCAGUCUGAAGACACAGGAGGAUAUGGAGAGAUCAAGACAGGCAUUAGACAAAGCUUCAGAAAAACUUCUCUCACAGUAUACAGAUAUGUUGUUAGAGCUAGAAGUUAGUGGUCUGGGAAAUUUCAGAAACAACGUGGUCUUUGCCAAGGUGAAACAUGAACACCAGAUCUCUACAUUGAAAAAUGUUGCUGAUAUUGUGGAAGAGUGUUUCAUGGAGCAAGAAGUUAUCUCCCCUGAUCAGAGAGGAUUUAAACCACACAUAACCAUCAUGAAACUAUCCAGUGUCAAAGGCAGUAAGAAGAAAGGGCUGAAGAAGAUAGAUGAGAAGUUGUACAGUGAUUUUCUAGACACUGAUUUUGGCUCCGAGAAUAUAAGCAUGCUUCAGCUAUGUGCUAUGAUGAAACCUAAAGACAAACAGGGAUACUAUCAGGUUGAGCAUAGAGUUCAAUUUGCAAAAAUGCAAGACAUUGACACAGCCAAACCUGGUCCUGAUACAACUGGAGAGAAACUGGAUCAACAUAAUGAAGUUACAAGAUUGACAUGAAUAUUAGUGAACAGACUGUUUCUGAAAAAAAUACUGAAGCUCCUAUUGUUGAAAACAUGAAGGAAUUGAAAGAUGUUGAUAGUAAACAAGUUAUCAUGGCUGGGCCAGAAGGUGAUGUUAUUGAAGAAAAUUUAAACAAAAUAUCUGAUUCAUCAGAUCUGACAGAGAAAGUUAUUACUGAAAGUAACAUUAAAACUGAAAUUGAAUAUGUUCCAUCAGCCAGUGCAGACAGUUCUGAACUGGGAAAUGAUAACAUCCUUAAAGAGUUAUCAGAAGUGUGUUUUAAGCAAGAUGCUAUGAAAUAUGACUCGGAUAUUGUAGAAGAAAAUGCUAUCACAGAUAAGGACACAGAUUUGAAGAAAGGAAACGAUGUGCAAAUAGAAUUAACAGAAGUUGUAGAAAGAAAAAGUCUCUCAGAAUAAAAACUCAUUACAAGAUGAUCCAAAGGAAUUGAACUCGGACAUAUCAGUAGAUUCUAGAAUAAAGGACAUAAAUCUGGAAGACGAAGGAACAGUGGGUAUUCAAGUUAAUCUAGUAACAGAGGUUUCCAAAGUAGCAGAUCAGUCAGAAAUUAAUGAAAUAGACGAAACAACUAAAGAGUCACAUGAAAGCAUUAAUGUACAUGAUGCCCAGGAUAUAAGUGUUGAAAUUGGAAUACCUCAAAUAAGGGAAAUUUCAAGAGUUCUCUGCUGAUGAUGACAGUGCCAUAGAUAUCAGUAUGGAUAUUGAAAGUAGUAAAUUGAGUGAAAUUGAUUCCUCUGUAGAUAAUGACAGUGUUCUAGUAACAGUCUAGAUUCUGAAGGACUUAAAUUAACUAGAAUUCAGAUGGAAUGCCCAAAUGAUAAUGAUAGUUCUAAAGGUAGCAGUACUAGCAUUGAAAAAGAAACGACAUCUAAUUAACUUGAAUCCAGAUCAUGAAACAAUGUUUUAAUGCCAGUUACAACACUGAAUUAUCUAUUUUUAGUGCAGUUACGCUUGACAUCUCAGUUUGGAAUCAACGAGGACUUCAGUAUAAAAAUAAAAUAGGAUAGAUUGUUCCAAAAAGUGUGUAUUGUGAGUGUGUAUUGUGUCAUUGUGUUUUUGCAGUAUUAAGAAUGUCACUCUGGAAAAUAAUAUCAUUAGAGAUAUUCUUGGACAAAGAAUGUUGCAUAUCAAAUUAAAGUUUGCUAUAGUUGUUAUCAUGAAAAUGAUGUUCGUGUGUUUAUAAUAUGUUUAUUCAUGGUGUUGGGUACUAGGUAUGAGGUUGAUUGCUAGAUUUUUGUUUGUUCAGAGUACAUCAAAUAUUAUAAGAAGUCAUCUUUUUGUAGCUUUUACAACAGUGAGUCUCAGGUAUCAGUACUGCCAUGCAUAAUUCGUUAAGUAUAUUUUUAUGUCCCCCUUCCAAGAGGGGGUAUUGUUUUUUGCUCAUUGUUAGCCUGUCCAUCUAUCAGUCCAGAGAUGAUAAUGGUAUCUGCUCAGUGACAAAAGAAGGUCAUGACCAACUUGUCCAACUUGAUAGGUUAAUAUGUGUCAAAUGGUCUACUGAUGCGUCUAGUGUGAUGUGCUGUGUGUUGUAUGCUUGUCACCUUCCGCUUUCAGCCUCUGCCGCCGGCUAGCCCUUUGGGCAAAAAGGAAGCCGAGUGCGUAAGUCUUCCCUGCCAGUACAUAGCCUCUCUGUAGACAAGCCCUAUGCAGUGCCUUCUCGUGGCGACACAUGGAUACUGAGCACCCUGCAGCCUCAGGCAGAACUGUAUAGGACUCGGAGGAGGUCUGCCCCCAGACAUGCAGCUUGCAAGGCCCAUCGGUGCGUGGAUAUGUCCUGCUGCCCAUGAACAGAUCCCCUGUGAUUCCAGGGUAGGUCUUUUGGCUGGAAUCUAAGGAAGAGGUAACCCCGACAUAAAACCUAGAGAGCUGAAGACAGAUGUACCAUGCCAGUUGGCACUCUAACAAACCAUGGUAAAAUGCAUUAACACCAUGACUACACAAUUGGUGAACGUCAAGAAGAAGAAAAGGAAGAUAGGAUGAAUGCCUGUGGUCAGUAGAUGGGCUGUAUUGUCUUGGAUUCACAGUAUCUUUGUUACUGAAAAUAGUUUCCAUUCAGUAAGUAAAGAAUGCUGUUACCUACAGUCCUCAAACUUCAUGGGAUAAUUGCCUGUGGUCAGUAGUUAACCUCUAUUAUAUUUGGGGUGAGUGGGUUAAAGGUCAUUGUCACAGUGAUCUCGAGACUGAAAAAGUUUCUACUCAUUAGCUGUAAAGAACACUGGCUGUCAAUCAAAUCAGGAUGAUUGCCUGUAGUCAGUAGAUUACCCCUGUUGUUUCUGAGGUUGCUUGGUCAAAGUUGAAGGUCACAUCAUACAAUGUUACAUACCCUCUAGCCCCUGACAGGCCAUUAUGGGGGACAUAUGUGUUUCACAAACAGCUCUUGUUGCUUUCACAAUUUAAAAUUAUAUACAGUCAGUUAGAUGCAUAUAUUGAUAAUAUAGAAAUCUGAUGACAUUUGUCUUAAAUAUUUUGUAUUUCGACAUAAAACUUUGGCCAGGUUUGAUAAUUUUGAAGAAAAGAAAAAUAAUUUUCCUUUACAGUCCGUAUUGCCUUCAGUUAGGAAGCUUGUUACAGUAUAAUCUAUAUGAAUACGAGUGAAGAGUGGACACCUCUCUACAAAGGUGGCAUGAUAUCUGGAGCUACAUUUAUUGAUCAGUAAACACAUUUCAGUCUUCCCAGUGGUGUUGGGUCUACAGAGGUUCCUCAGGAACCUAAUAUAAUCCUGUAAAUGCGGGGAACUUGCAUACUACAUUGAUUUCAUCAAUACUGUUUUUCCAUUCUUGAAUUGGUGCUUCUCACUCUAGAAAUAGCUUUAGACGACGUUUUUUCUCUCAAGAAUGUGGUAACAGCUUAUUUAUUAAAUGUCUGGAAAUCAGCUUAUUUAAUUUCACACAUAUUUAUAUAUUUAUAUAAAAAAAAAUGUUUUUAGGAUAGGUGUUUUACUUUUUUUUUUCAUUAUUAUUGUAGGAAUGUUGAACAAUGUGCAAUAUAAUGCAGGACAUAAAAGGGUACAUGAAAAUAUCUUAUGCAGUUUAAUAUACUUUAGUAUAGCUUUAGUUGUGAAAAUUUGGAACAUCACUAUUCCAUUAGAGCUGCAUAUUAAGUCAAUCUCCAGAGGUAAAAACAGUUUACAGUUUUUGUAUAGCAGCACAUUCAAGGUAUUUCAUUUCAUUGUUUAUGUAUAGAGAUGUUCUAUAUGUUGUGUACAUGUAUUGAAAGCUGAAACCUUUUGAUAGAAGUUGUGUAAACUUUCAAAAUAGUUUAUUCUUGAAUAGUAAAAAUAAACACAGCAAUAAUAAUGUGUUAUUUCUUCCUGCACUUAAUUGCUGUAUCAUUGCAUGAUGAUGUCAUAAAUCAUGUCACAUUUUCCUGUCCUUGGAAACACUGCAGGAUGAUGUCAUAAAUCAUGUCACAGUUUCCUUUCCUUGGAAACAUUGCAGGAUGAUGUCAUAAAUCAUGUCACAUUUUCCUUUCCUUGGAAACAUUGCAGGAUGAUGUUAAAAAUCAUGUCACAAUUUCCUUUCCUUGGAAACAUUGCAGGAUGAUGUUAUAAAUCAUGUCACAAUUUCCCUUUCCUUAGAAACAUUGCAGGAUGAUGUCAUAAAUCGUGUCACAAUUUCCUUUCCUUGGAAACACUGCAGGAUGAUGUCAUAAAUCAUGUCACAUUUUCCUUUCCUUGGAAACACUGCAGGAUGAUGUUAGAAAUCAUGUCACAAUUUCCUUUCCUUGGAAACAUUGCAGGAUGAUGUCAUAAAUCAUGUCACAUUUUCCUUUCCUAGAAACAUUGCAGGAUGAUGUUAUAAAUCAUGUCACAAUUUCCCUUUCCUUGGAAACACUGCAGGAUGAUGUCAUAAAUCGUGUCACAAUUUCCUUUCCUUGGAAACACUGCAGGAUGAUGUCAUAAAUCAUGUCACAUUUUCCUUUCCUUGGAAACACUGCAGGAUGAUGUCAUAAAUCAUGUCACAUUUUCCUUUCCUAGAAACAUUGCAGGAUGAUGUUAUAAAUCAUGUCACAAUUUCCCUUUCCUUGGAAACAUUGCAGGAUGAUGUCAUAAAUCCUGUCACAUUUUCCUUUCCAUGGAAACACUGCAGGAUGAUGUCAUAAAUCAUGUCACAAUUUCCUUUUCUUGGAAACAUAGCAGGAUGAUUAAUAAAUCCUGUCACAUUUUCCUUUCUUUGGAAACAUUGCAGGAUGAUGACAUAAAUCAUGUCACAUUUUCCUUUCCUUGGAAACACUGCAGGAUGAUGUCAUAAAUUGUGUCACAUUUUCCUUUCCUUGGAAACAUUGCAGGAUGAUGUUAUAAAUCAUGUCACAAUUUCAUUUUCUUGGAAACAUUGCAGGAUGAUGUCAUAAAUCAUGUCACAUUUACUUUUCUUUGGAAACAUUGCAGGAUGAUGUCAUAAAUCAUGUCACAUUUUCCUUUCCUUGGAAACAUUGCAGAAUGGUUUAAUGAAUAGUGUAACAUUUGCCUUUCCUCAGAAUCAUUGCAUGAAAAUGACAUAAAUAGUGUAAUAUUUGCCUUCCUCAGAAAUAUUGCAUGGUAAUAUUUUAAAUUUAGACUGUUCAGCACUUUUGACAAAAAUUUAGGCAAAUUUUAGGGCGCUUUUAAAUAAAAAAAACAAGAGCUGUCAGUGGACAGCGCGCUCGACUAUUCUCAGUGCUUGAUAGUAUAAUACAUGUGUAUAAGAAAUGAGUAAAACAGACUGGGGUCAUGAUGGUAAACAAGUAUGCAAAAUAUGAAAGCAAUAUCUCAAUGGACUUUGAAAAUAUUUGUGGUGGUAUGCAAACUUUAACAUUUGUGAGACGCUCACGCUAACGCUCACGCCGGGAUAGCUCCCCUAUUCUUCGAAUAGUCGAGCUAAUAGGGCUAAAAUUGGGAUUUGUUACAAUUACUUUGAUGUUUUUGGGCUAGAUUUAGGAAUUUUUACUAAAAUACAGACCUUCAGACUUAACGCCUCUGUCAUCCAUUCACAGCCAAUAACACUGAACCAAUGAAACCACAAGUCAGGUGUCUAUAAAAAACUGCUUGCAUCAAAUAAGAAGACCUACAAGAGCUGUCAUAGGAGACCGCGUGCUCGACUAUUUCAAUGCUCGAUUGUGAAACUGGGCACAUCUGAGGAAUCUGGAGCUGUCAUUAGACUGUUUAAUGACUCCAAUAAGAAUGAAGAUACUGGACAAUAGUAUUAAGUAAUAAGAGAGAUAAAGAACAUUAAAUAAGUAUAUUUCUAAGCAAAAAGGGGGAUAAUUCAUGAUAUAUUGGUGCAAGAGUGAUUUUUGAAUGAAGCUGCUAUUUUGCAGACAAGGUCAAAAUAGCUAAUUUCAGCCCUUUCAGGGGCCAUAACUCUGGAACCCAUUAUGGGAUCUGGCCUGUUCAAGAAAGGAACCAAGAUCUUAUGGUGACCCAAGUUUUGUGGAAGUUUGCUUAAAUUCAAAUCAUAAAUGAAGCUGCUAUUGUGCAGACAAGGUCAAAAUAGCUAAUUCUGGCCCUUUCAGGGGCCAUCAAUCUGUAACCCAUAAUGGCAUCUGGCCAGUUCAAGAAAUGAAACAAGAUCUUAUGGUGAUACAAGUUGUGUGCAAGUUUGGUUAAAUUAAAAUCAUAAAUGAAGCUGCUAUUGUGCAGACAAGGUCAAAAUAGCAAAUUCUGGCCCUUUCAGGGGCCAUAACUCUAGAACCCAUAAUGGAAUCUGGCCAGUUCAAGAAAGGAACCAAGAUCUUAUGGUGAUACAAGUUUUGUGCAAGUUUGGUAAAAAUCAAGUCAUAAAUAAAGCUGCUAUUGUGCAGACAAGGUCAAAAUAGCUAAUUUUGGCCCUUUCAGGGGCCAUAACUCUGGAACCCAUUAUUGGAUCUGGCCAGUUCAAGAAAGGAACCAAGAUCUUAUGGUGAUACAAGUUGUGUGCAAGUUUGGUUAAAAUAAAAUUAUAAAUGAAACCACUAUCAUGCAGACAAGAAAUUGUUGAUUUACGCACACACACAAAUUCUGGCCCUUUAAGGGGCCAUAACUCUAGAACCCAUAACGGGAUAUGGCCAGUUUUCGAAAGGAACUGAGAUAUCAUGCCAAUACAAGUUUUGGACAAGUUUGAUCUAAAUUGCUAGCAACAUGUGGUCUCUAUCAUGUUCACAAGAAAUUGUGGACGGAUGGACGAAGGGCAAUCACAAAAGCUCACCCUGCCACUACGUGUCAGGUGAGCUAUUAAAGCAAUUUUAGAAAUUCCUUUUGAUUUUUUUUUCUAGGAAUUUAGCAAAAUUGAAAAAAAGUAGGAAUAAGUAGGAAUCUUAGGAAUUCUGGUCAGCCUGUAAAUUGUGUCACAUUUUGCCUUUCCCCAGAAACAAUGCAGGAUAAUUUUAAAAAUCAUGUAACGUUCGCUUUUCCUCAGAAAUAUUGCAGAAUAAUGACAGAAAUAGUGUAACGUUCACCUUUCCUCAGAAAUAUUGUAGAAUAAUAACAGAAAUAGUGUAACAUUUGCCUUUCCUCAGAAAUAUUGCACGAUAAUGACAUAAAAUUUUAAUAGUGUAA